AUGGUCGCACCGAUUUUUCUUCGUGUUUUUCAAUAUUUUGGCUUCAUAGCAUCUGAAAUCUUUAACAUGUUUUUAAUUUGGUUGAUAUUAACAAAAAUCAACAGAAAGAUUGGAUCGUAUAAAAAUGUGAUGUUAUUAUUCGCAAUUUAUUCGAUGAUUUAUGCAGUUAUCGAAAUUUGUGCUCAACCAGUGAUGCAUUCAAAAGGAACUAUUUUUAUUCUGUUUGUUGAUGGUUUUUUCAAAGAUUACAUGAACUUUGGGAUUUUUCUCUGCUGUAAGUCUAGAAGAAUAUGUAUACAAUUAAUGGGAAUGUUGUUUUCAGGUUUAUACAUCGGCACAUUUGGUCUUUGUAUUUCCCUCCUCGCUUGUCAUUUUGUCUAUCGUUUUCUGGCAGUCUGCCAUCCAUCUGCUCUAACUUAUCUCGAAGGACCAAAACUUAUCUUGUUGUUCAUUCCAAGUUUUAUUCUUGCUUGCACAUGGUCUAUAUCUGGUUAUAUAUUUGCAUAUCCUACGGAUCUCAAGUCAAGUUUAUUGAAGUAAUUAUUUGAUAAUUUCAAUUUCAAAAAACGUGAUAUUUUUCAGUGAAUCAAUUUCUGAGAACUACGGUGUCAAUUUGUUUGAAACUCCACAUCUAUCACUUCUUUACUAUGUUUGUUGAAAUCUGAAAUUAUGUUUUCAAAAUUAAAUUUUUUUGUUUCAGCUCAUCGAUGAACAUGGAGGUAUUGAAAUCUAUCCAGACUGUGCUCUGUUUCUCGUAGCUCAAUCAAUUAUGUCCACUUGUUUGAUCACAAUGGUUUUCUGUGGCAUAAAAUGUCAUAAAGCUCUUCAAGGCGUUUCAAAUAUGAGCAAACGGACAAAAAACCUCAAUAAACAACUUCUCCUAACUCUUGUGGUUCAAACUCUCGUUCCACUUUGCACAAUGUUCACACCAGUUGGAAUUUUAUUCUUUCUUCCUAUUUUUUCGAUUGAUCUUGGAACUUGGGCAAAUGCUCCAGGAAUAUUUGCUGGAUUGUAUCCAGCUUUGGAUGCUCUCAUUGUGAUAUUUAUGAUUCGAGAUUUUAGAAACGUGAUUUUAUGUGAGUUCUUGAAAUGAACCAUAAAUGAAUUAUUGAAUAUUUUCAGGCAAUUCUCGAAAAAGAAAAAUCAACAUCUCAUCGAGUGACGGUAGAUCUCAAAACACCAGUUUCCAAUAA
Messenger RNA from Caenorhabditis angaria, 1193 nucleotides. The record is from the annotation of a GenBank genome assembly. NCBI's taxonomy places the organism in Eukaryota, Metazoa, Nematoda, Chromadorea, Rhabditida, Rhabditidae.